GCUCGUCGUCCUGUCCGGCUGUCCGGCUGUUGGUCUCUCUGUCGCGCGUUCAAGAAUCACGUCUCCAUCGGCCUGUGCUAUCCGAGAGUAACCGUCGAGCACCCUUGAGUACCAAACCAAUGUGGGGGAGACGGUGCGUCACGUCAACCAAGCGUCCGGGUGUGACUGCUCAGCCAUUACUAUUAUUGCCCCGUUCCCUCCGCCGCCCCUCCUCCCCCUCCGCUGCAGCUUUCUUUUCGCGUGCCUCCCACUUUCCCCGCCGCUCGCCUCUUCCCUCCUCGUCGCGUGCUCGCCCAUCCCGCUUGAUCAACCCUUUCGCUAUCCCAUCCCCCUUCGCGAGACAUUGUUCUUCGGAAAUACGUGCAAUGGCGGGCAAAGACAGAGAGAUUCUCCCCGACGUGGUGGCUCCCGUCAAUUAUCACGUUUCCUUAUUUGACCUCGAGCUGGGUGGCUCAUGGGCCUACAAGGGAAUCGUCAAGAUCGAUGCUCGAGUCACGAGUCCCACCCGGGAUAUUGUACUGAACUCCAAAGAGCUCGAGGUUCAGCAUGUAGAAGUCUUCGGAAAGGAUGGAGCUAAACUGGCAACGGCAUCCGACAUCACGUAUGACAAAAAGUCGGAACGAGUGACUUUCAAAUUCCCGAAUGAAGUCGCACCUUCCGACAUUGUGCUGUCCAUCGCCUUCACAGGCACCAUGAACAGCGCCAUGGCCGGGUUCUACCGAUCUAAGUACAGGCCAGUGGCAGAGCCGGGUGCCGACACCCCAAAGGAAGGCGAUUUCCAUGUCAUGUUAAGCACCCAGUUCGAAUCCUGCGAUGCCCGCAGGGCCUUUCCUUGUUUCGACGAGCCAAACUUGAAGGCCACCUUUGACUUCGAGAUCGAGAUUCCCACGGGUCAAACGGCUCUUAGCAACAUGCCCGUUGUGUCUGAGAGAGAGGGUAGCAGCCCUAACCUCAAAUUUGUUUCGUUUGAAAGGACUCCUGUGAUGAGCACUUAUCUUCUUGCUUGGGCCGUCGGUGAUUUCGAAUAUGUUGAAGCCAUGACGCAACGCCAGUACAAGGGGAAAAGCAUCCCCGUUCGUGUCUACACGACGAGAGGUCUCAAAGACCAAGCCCGUUUUGCUUUAGAGUGUGCUCACCGCACUGUGGACUACUUUUCAGAGGUCUUCGAGAUAGAGUACCCUUUGCCUAAGGCGGAUCUACUUGCCGUGCAUGAAUUCGCCAUGGGUGCCAUGGAGAACUGGGGACUGGUAACGUAUCGCACUACUGCCGUCCUUUUCGACGAGGGAAAAUCUGAUACGCGGUAUAAAAAUCGCAUUGCUUACGUUGUAGCACACGAGCUGGCUCACCAGUGGUUCGGUAAUCUGGUAACAAUGGAUUGGUGGAAUGAGUUAUGGCUGAACGAGGGCUUUGCCACAUGGGUCGGUUGGCUGGCUGUUGAUCACUUUUACCCUGAAUGGAAUAUAUGGUCACAGUUUGUCGUACGAAAUUCCCGAGCAUUCCAACUCGACUCGCUGCGAGCCUCUCACCCAAUUGAGGUUCCCGUGAAGAAUGCCCUCGAGGUUGAUCAGAUUUUUGAUCAUAUUAGCUACCUCAAAGGAAGUUCCGUGAUUAGAAUGCUGAGUGACCAUCUUGGUCGGGAGACAUUCCUGCGAGGAGUGGCCAUGUAUCUCAAGGCCCAUGCAUACGGCAACGCGACCACCAAUGAUCUUUGGUCGGCCCUCAGCAAAGCUUCCAAUCAGGAUGUCAAUAGCUUCAUGGACCCAUGGAUUAGGAAAAUCGGGUUCCCGGUCGUUACCGUCGCGGAAGAACCUGGACAGAUAAGCAUUCGCCAGGGUCGCUUCCUUUCUACGGGAGACGCGAAACCGGAGGAGGACGAGACAACGUGGUGGAUUCCACUAGGAAUCAAGUCGGGCUCAAAACUGGAGGAUGUAAACUCUCAGGCUCUGACCUCCAAAGCGGCCACCGUUCAGGAUGUUGGACAGGAUUCGUUCUACAAAAUUAACAAGGAUCUCUCGGGCUUUUUCAGAACCAACUACCCGGCAGAUCGACUAUCAAAGCUGGGUCAAUCUCUGGACCUGUUGAGUACCGAAGACAAGAUCGGUCUGAUUGGCGAUGCUGCUGCCCUUGCUACAUCUGGAGAGGGCACAACUGCAGCUUUAUUGGCCCUUUUGGAAGGCUUCAAGGCGGAAACAAAUUACCUGGUUUGGUCUCAAAUCUCCUCAUCACUCGCCAAUUUGCGCUCCGUCUUUUCUCAGAACGAAUCGGUGGCCAGGGGACUGAAGAGGUUUACCCUCCAAUUGGCAUCUCCCGCUGCUGAACGGGUUGGGUGGGAGUUUGAACCAAAUGAGGACUAUCUCACUGUUCAGCUCCGAAAGCUUCUAAUUGGGAUGGCUGGGGUUGCGGGCGAUGAAAGAAUCAUCGCGGAGGCUAAACGACGAUUCCAACUCUGGGCUAAAGGUGAAGACAAGAGCGCCAUCCACACCAACUUGCGCUCAGCAAUCUUCGGCAUUGCGAUAUCGGAAGGAGGUCGAGAUGAGUACAUGUCUGUCAAAGAAGAAUAUCUCCGGACCGAUUCCGUGGAUGGCAAAGAAAUCUGUCUGGCAGCACUUGGGCGGACCACCAGUGCGGACCUGGUCGAAGACUAUCUGAACUUUGUAUUUUCCGACAAGGUGGCCAUCCAGGAUGUACACAACGGCGCUGUUUCCCUGGCAGCAAACUCCAAGGCCCGGCAUCUCCUAUGGCAAUACAUGAGAAACAACUGGGAAAUGGUCGAGUCUCAAUUGUCAGCCAACAAUGUUGUGUUCGAGCGCUUUGUGCGGAUGGGGCUGUCGAAGUUUGCGGACCACCAAGUUGGAACCGAUAUCGCUUCGUUCUUCCAGAAACAGGAUACGAGUGCCUAUGAUCGUGCGUUGGUGAUCGUUUCGGAUAGCAUCCGCACGAAUGCGCGCUACAAAGAGAGGGAUGAAGCACUGAUUCUGGAAUGGCUUCAGACCCAUAAAUACGAGUAGGGCUGCCCCUUGAUGCGUCGGAGCAGGUAGGCCACAUGAACGGAAGAACUUGAACCUCGAUGUUGCCUGGGCAGUGACACCGAUACUAUACUAUCUUACUCCCUAGACCCUACCUAGAGAUAUGUAGGAUUGUUGAACCGGUGAGAAUUCCGCGGGUCAGCCUUAAAUCGGCUGGCCCCCAAAUUCCAUCAUCAUCUGCCUUCCCUUGUAGAGGAGCGUAUUAUUAUUGAAAGAUUCUCGUCAGCAGCCCAUGUGAUCCACUCCCAACGUCACGACACCGCCAGUUGAUAUCCUAUCUCGUGGAGGGG
Messenger RNA from Aspergillus steynii IBT 23096, 3316 nucleotides. RefSeq names its product M1 family metallopeptidase. NCBI's taxonomy places the organism in Eukaryota, Fungi, Ascomycota, Eurotiomycetes, Eurotiales, Aspergillaceae. Gene Ontology annotation, molecular function: metalloaminopeptidase activity; peptide binding; zinc ion binding. The transcript is spliced from 12 exons. Gene Ontology annotation, cellular component: cytoplasm. Gene Ontology annotation, biological process: peptide catabolic process; proteolysis. The record is from RefSeq and is a predicted model, not a curated record. Bases 120 to 3008 code for a protein of 962 amino acids.